AGUGCUGUCUCACUGGUGGGGUAGUGAAGCCGGGGAGUUCCGCGCCCUGUCGAGCCUGCAGCAGCCGGCCUCCCGCCAGCAUGGAGUACCUCAUCGGCAUCCAGGGCCCUGACUUUGUCCUUGUCGCCUCCGACAGGGUGGCUGCUACCAGUAUUGUCCAGAUGAAGGACGAUCAUGACAAGAUGUUUAAGAUGAGUGAAAAAAUCUUACUCCUGUGUGUCGGAGAGGCUGGAGACACUGUCCAGUUUGCAGAAUAUAUUCAGAAAAAUGUGCAACUUUAUAAGAUGCGAAAUGGUUAUGAACUGUCUCCCACAGCGGCAGCAAAUUUCACGCGCCGAAACCUGGCUGACUGUCUUCGGAGUCGGACCCCGUAUCAUGUCAACCUCCUCCUGGCUGGCUACGAUGAGCACGAGGGGCCAGCGCUCUACUACAUGGACUACCUGGCAGCCUUGGCCAAGGCCCCUUUCGCAGCCCAUGGCUAUGGUGCCUUCCUGACUCUCAGUAUCCUGGACCGGUACUAUAAACCAACGAUCUCACGAGAGAUGGCCGUGGAUCUUCUCAAGAAGUGUCUGGAGGAGCUCCAGAAACGCUUCAUCCUGAAUCUGCCAACCUUCAGUGUUCGAAUCAUCGACAAACAUGGCAUCCAUGACCUGGACAACAUUUCCUUCCCUAAGCAGGGCUCCUAACGUCCUGCCUCUCCCACUCGCCAGGGAACUGUUUUUGAUGGGGUCCUUUAUUUUUUUCUACUCUUUCAACAUGCACUCUUGAUAGAUGGUUAAUUCAGAAUAAAGCUGAAUGUGGAUAAGCUGA
Phyllostomus hastatus (greater spear-nosed bat) is the source of this 810-nucleotide messenger RNA. It is a transcript of the gene PSMB2, whose product is annotated as proteasome 20S subunit beta 2. Gene Ontology annotation, cellular component: proteasome core complex, beta-subunit complex; nucleus; proteasome core complex. The coding region runs from base 81 to 686 and encodes 201 amino acids. The transcript has 6 exons. Gene Ontology annotation, biological process: proteasomal protein catabolic process. Gene Ontology annotation, molecular function: peptidase activity. Lineage: Eukaryota; Metazoa; Chordata; Mammalia; Chiroptera; Phyllostomidae. The record is from RefSeq and is a predicted model, not a curated record.